This is a messenger RNA of Phyllostomus hastatus (greater spear-nosed bat), 530 nucleotides long. RefSeq names its product placenta associated 9 (gene PLAC9). The record is from RefSeq and is a predicted model, not a curated record. Lineage: Eukaryota; Metazoa; Chordata; Mammalia; Chiroptera; Phyllostomidae. Bases 107 to 403 code for a protein of 98 amino acids. The transcript is spliced from 4 exons.
GCCAGAAAGCCCGGAGCCGCCCAGGAAUUUUGGCCGGGACUGAGAGCAUUUCCUCCCGGGCGGGCCGGCGCGAUCUCGGUGAGGGCUGUGACGGGCAGACGGCACCAUGCGGACCCUGCUCUGCGCGCUGGCCGGGAUCGCUCUGCUCCGCGCCCCGGGCACGGACGUCGCUGCCGAACCUUUCAUCCCCUCCCGAGGAGACCCGGCUCGAAGCACAGGGUGUGACACACACAUGGCUGUCCACGGCCGUUUAGACGUCAUAGAGGAGAAGGUGGAGAAGACAGUGGAGUACCUGGAGGCAGAAGUGAAAGGCCUGAUGAACCAGCUGAAGGAGCUGGCCUGGAACCUGCCCCAGGGACCCUUCAGCCCAACCCCUGACCUCCUGGGAGAUGAUCAUUUUUGAGCACUGGAGAUGGUGUUGCCCAGCAACUGGAAGUAAUACACCCAUCCAACAGCUCUCCUUUGAGAAUGGAGCCUUGCAUCUGGCCUUUCUUCCUCAGCUUUGUACAAAAUAAAAGCUACUCCACUGA